GGGUAGAGAGGUUCCUGCGGUAGUGUGGAAGGAGCGCCUCAGGAAGGGCCGGGAUGCGCGCGCAGGGCCUCUGCGCCGUCGCGACCGCUGGCAUCUGAGAGCAGCCUGAGUCGUCAGUGAUGGUAAAACCAGUGUAGCGCGCGGGCAGUGUGUGUCUCGCUCGCGCAGUAGUGGCCCAGUGAUGCAGAGCGACCAGUGAGUUCAGCGUCUGAGCGAUAUGCUGCCCGCGCUCCAGGGGGGGCUGUAUACCUCCCCUUCGCGCCCCCUCCCCCCUCCUACAACGAUGGUGACAUCGUCUAAUGGGGCGCCAGCAGGUCCCCCGCCGCCCUCCCAAAGAUCUCGUUAUCAGCUGCAGUAUUGCGACGCCUGCAACACGGCCUGUGUCUUCAUGACAGGGCGCCGCCGCAAGUUCCAGGCGCGGUACGAGGGCUAUGUGCUCCUCAAGCGGGUGUCGGCCCCCGCCUGCCGACUCUACCUGCCCUACGUGAUGGCGGAGCGGCAGAACCCCGCGUACCAUCGGCGGCACUCCUGCGGCGACGUCCUCGAUGAAAAUGGCGAGGCUCCCGCCGAGGCCCCUCGCCCCCCCGCCCCCCAGGUCUCGCCCUCGGCGUCAUACGGCAGGUCGAUUUCCAACGGGGACUGGCGGCGCGAUGACCCUCCGCCCACCUGGGGAAAAGUUGUCAAUCUUGAUGACUCGAGUCAGGCGGACCCCCGCCCCCCCACGCCCUCGAACGAAGCCCCGACCUCCGCCCCGCCCGCAGCCAAUGGCGCCCAGGAGCCGCAGGGCCGCAAGCCGCGACGCCACUCGGCCAUGAUGGAGCGGCUCGCCUGCGGCCACCAGCGGCUGUGUCGGAAGAAGUCUCGCUCGCAGGACAACCUGGUGGGGCAGCGGGAGAGCGGGGGCGACGGGCCCCUCCGCCUCAACAACAGCGUGAUCCCGCCGCCCGCAGCGCUCACCUCGGCCCUCUCGCGCUCCGAGGGCAGCAUCCACAAUGUGCACGCCGUCCUCUCCACUGUCCCCGUCAAUGUGGAUGAUGUGGAUGUGUGUGCAGGCGGCCUGAGGGCUGGCGAGCUCGGCCGGCUGCCCAAGCGCUUCCUCCAUCGCGUGACGGGGGAGGUGGGGCAGCUGGUGUUCGACCUUGAGGGCUGGCGCGAGGAGUACCUCGUCCUCACUCAUACCGCCAUCUCUGCCAGGACGACAUCUGGCUUUCUGGAGGUGCUGGUGCAGUAUUCCCAGAUCGAAGACGUGCACGUGGUAGUCCCAUGUGGCACCUCUGGACACAAGUACUGCGUGAGGGUCAUCGUCAGGAACGGAGCACUCCUUCUACAGGUAGGUGUCGAGCUAUGGAAAAAAAGGUUGGCGUGGUAGUUUAUGUUGUAAAAUGGUUACUAUACGUCGCUUGGCCAACAGGAAUUAGAAAAAAGUUUUGGUUGAGACAUCAUUUUAUUAGAUUUGUUUGUUUUAAACCAGAGUGAAUCUGUUGUAUGAACUAUAAGUUGGUAUUGAUGACAAGAUGUAUAUUAAAAGCGUAUACAUAUAAAAACACACACACACACAAAUAUAUAAGCAGAUAUAUAGCUGGAUAGUUAGAUAUAUAGUAUGUAUGCAUAUGCCAUAUGAAUUUUUGUUCUGUGUAGGCCUACUUUAGAUGUUUUUUUAUCCAUAUGUAGGCCUAUGGUCACGUUCUCUUCAUAAGAUUAGGCCUAGCAACGAAAAUUGUAUUCUUUUUCUUUUGUCAUUGAAAUAAGAUUUGGUUAUAUUUAUCAUUUGAUAUCAAAAGUAUACUGGAUAAACUGAAACCCUAUUUAUAUGGUAAUGAGCAAGUGACGUAAACACACACACACACACACACACACACACACACACACACACACACACACACACACACACACACACACACACACACACACACACACACACACAUACUCACAUACACACAUACACACACACAUGCGCACAUACACAUACGCACACAAACACACACACACACUCAAAGAAAAAAAGGAAAAAAAAUGAUUUGGAUUUUACUUUACAAGUGUAUGAACUGUUAAUCUGUACAACAUUUAUAUUUAUGAUUACCUGUCUUUCUUGGACUCAACGAAAUUCCUACGAAAAAAAGGCUGUAACCUCGACCUAUUUAAGUUCAUAAUUACACAUUUAUUCUUCAUUCAUUUAUUUAAGAAUCAACAACAAAGAGCGCAGAAAAAAAACAAUUGGUUAAAA
Penaeus indicus is the source of this 2224-nucleotide messenger RNA. RefSeq lists its product as uncharacterized. Lineage: Eukaryota; Metazoa; Arthropoda; Malacostraca; Decapoda; Penaeidae. The coding region runs from base 218 to 1369 and encodes 383 amino acids. The record is from RefSeq and is a predicted model, not a curated record. The transcript is spliced from 2 exons.